Messenger RNA from Coffea arabica (coffee), 4954 nucleotides. NCBI's taxonomy places the organism in Eukaryota, Viridiplantae, Streptophyta, Magnoliopsida, Gentianales, Rubiaceae. The record is from RefSeq and is a predicted model, not a curated record.
UAUUACAUAAUAAAUUGUGUUGCGAAAAUAAUCAUACCAAACCGCUGAGAUAUGAUAUCGACAAUUUACUGUAAGGGUUCCAGUCAAAUAACCCCCAAAGAUAACCUCGGGUUAGGCACAUAUCCUCGUACCCAUCCAGAAGAGUGACUAACUAACAGGGGCGUGUUCUGCCGUCACGAAUUGCAUCGAUUCCUAGGUUUCUGCUCGCUGGAAUUGUGGCGGCCUUGCCUCUCCCUUGUAUGGCUGGCCGGCACUAGCAGGUGAGCAGUACAGUGCAAAUGUUUGCUCGCGUAUCCAGCAAGCUUCACGUCCAUGGCCGCGGCAGUCCUUUCUUCUUCAAAUCCCUCCUAGAUUACUGCUCCACCCCAGCCGCACUAGUCGCCGCCCCUCAAACAAAGAAAAUUACGCCUACCACUGGUAGCUUCUUGGAAGAAUGCUUGAUAAACUCACUUGGGUUCUCAAAACAAGAAGCCAUCUCCGCUUUAAGUAAGUUAAUCCGCUUGAAUGCCAUCAAGAAAGAUCCCAAUUUAGUCAUCAAUUUCUUGUUUAAUUUGGGUUUAACAAAAACCGACAUCAAAAAAGUUAUUUCCAAGAGCCCCCAGUUACUACUCUCCAGCGUCGAGAAAACCCUUAAACCAAAAAUCAGCUAUCUCCAAACACUCGGCCUGUCAGGGUACGAGCUCGUCAAAUUGGUAGUGAGGUAUCACCGAAUUUUCUUCAGAGGGUUAGAUAAUCAUCUUGUUCCCCGGAUUGAGUGCCUGAGAAAAUUGUUGGGAGAUGAUGAGAAAGUAGUUUUAGCUUUGAGGAAGAUUGUUUUCGUGCCUAGUAAUAAUGCGGUAGAGAGAAUGGAACAAAAUGUUGCAGUGUUGCAGAAUAAUGGAUUUUCUAAUGAUUUCAUUGCCAAAUUUGUUCUCAAAAGUCCCACCCUUUUCAUUGCAAAGAGUGAAAAAUUGCAGGAGGUGUUGCACCGGCUUGAACAUGAUUGGGGGAUUCCUCGCGAUACUAACAUGUUUGCUCAGGGAAUUGAUGUGCUAUGUUCUGGUAGUAAAUCAAAAAUUGAUAUGAAGUUUGAGAUUUUAAGGAGUUAUGGUUGGUCCAAUUCAGAGAUAAUCAGAAUGGUUAGGAGUUUACCUCGUGUUCUGGAUACGUCCCAUUCUAAGAUGAGAAAAAUCCUAGAUUAUUUCAUGAAGGAGGUUGGAUUUAGUGCUGAUUACUUGGCUUCCCGACGUUCGGUUUUCACCUUUAGUUUGGAAGGCAGGGUGAAGCCCAGGCAUGAAGUUUUGAAAAUUCUGAAUGACAAGAAGUUGAGCAAAGCCGGUCUUGUUAACAUUUUGUCUUUGUCAGAAUUGCAGUUUCAGAACAGGUGUCUUCUCCCUUACAAGGAUAUUUUACCUGACAUGUAUGAGUCAUAUUUGAAGAAGCAUAUUUGUCAGAUUACCACCUGCUACUUAAAAUGGAUUUGGUGACUGGCAUAUAUCCUGUGAAGGUAACAUAUUGUCUUACAUCAGACAUUGCCACAUAGAAACAAGAUCCAUAGGACAGAGCGCGACUUUCUUUUGAAUUGGUGGAAUCCCUUGUCAAGUCAAUCAGGCCAUCUCUGUCUCAAAUAAGUCUCAUUUCCUCUUACCCAGGAUUGCUAUUUUUCCAUCCGGUGAAGAUCUUAAAACGCAAAGUUUAGGUCCUUCAAGACCUUGGCUUAUCUGGGUUGGACGUCAUCAAGGUUAUUACGUUGUAUAAAACAUUUUGGGUUGGGUUGAAGGAUUGGAUUAUCAUAUUAAACGCUGUAUUAAUUAUUGGAGAGAGUUCUUGGGUAGUGACGAAAAUGUGGCCAUGGCUUUAAAGAAUCAUGUGAGAUUGCUCGAUUAUUGUGUGCUGUGGAAAAUGGAUGAAAUUAGGAAUUAUGGGCUCUCAUAAGGAAAAUGUUUUCAAAUUUACAUUGAGGAACUCCUAUGAAGUUAUGUGACAUUGAGUAUUUUCAGAACAUAUUGGUUAGAGUGGAAAAUGAAUUUGGGAUUCCUCGCGAUUCCACUAUGUUUUACUAUAGAGUUGAAGUUUUAUCUAGACUUUGAUAGUCAACAAUUGAAAUGAGAUUUGGUUUAUUAAGGGGUUUUGGUUGGACAGAUGCAAAUGCACAUACAAUGUUUAGGGACCUUCCUUAUACUUUAGGUAUAUCAUAAGAUAGGAUAAGAAAGACUUUGAACUUUUUCAUGCAUGAAGUUGGAUAUACCGCUGACUAUUUGGAUUCUGAUCCAGUGCGGUUCUGUUUGGAUAAGGACAAAUGGGUAAAGCCUAGGUACAAAAUUCUCAAAUUUCUGAAUGAGAAGAAGUUGAACAAGAGGGCAGCAAGCUUUUAUACUGCCCUGUGCUUAUCGGGGUAAAAGUUUCUCAAGGUUUAUCUUCUGCCCUACAAUGAUAAUAUUCCUGAUCGUUAGAAAUUAUGUGUGCAAAUUACUGGAAAGAAGAAGACAAGGAAAACUUUGACCUUCUUCGAGGUAACACACUUUCUUUCAUUGGUGGUUCAUGUGAUAUUAAUCUUGGCUCUUUUUUAUGUUUGCUUAUUUUUCUGGUGGCUAUUAUUGAGUGGUUAGUUUUAAUUCUGAAUUCACUGCAGCAUUAUCACGUGAAUGAUGGAUAACAGGAAUAGGUUGCUUUUCCAUGUUACAUGCUUUGGUGCUUAGCUCCAAGGAACUGUCUUGAUACCUCAUCAUCUGAAAGUGUGAUUAUACUCUUAGCUGGUGAAAAUCCAAAGUUUCUGCAGUCUUUCUAAGAUUUUAUGAGUCAAUACUUAUACCAAUAUUACUCUUGGUUGUUUAUGCAUAGUGUUCUGAUCGGUAAAUGUUCAGUAAUGGAAAUAACAGGCACCAAGAUUUCUGUGUAGUGCUUUACACUGUGGCUAUUAUUGACAUCAGGGAGAUAAUGCCACAGGUCAUUGGAUUUUGUGGGAUGUUUCAUAUGAUUCAUUAAUGAUUAACUAGAAAGAAGAUGCGCAGGAAAGAAUGACUUUCUUUUGCCUUAUUAGGAGUUGCGAUUUAAAUUUUUUUUUGUUGAUUGCUAACUGAUUUUUACUGCUUUUGCAAAUUAGAGGAGUUUCUAUGCUGGAAACCAACAUGUUGUUUCUGUUUUAAGCAAGUUUGAAGUACUAUUGAAACACCUCCCUCUAGGUGCCCACUGUUGGCGGCAAGUUUUGCUGGCAAAUGAUGUCAAACCUCUAGGUCUGACCAGAAAUUUUGAAUCCUCCAAAUGCCAAAAGGUCGCUCUGGUCUGUGUACCAGACUUUCCUGUGAGGAGAAUUCCAGAAAAUUCAUUCUAAUUUGUCUUUUUCUUGCACAUCAGAACAAGCCUGUCUGAUUGUAGAUCAUUAGGAUUAUUAUUUUAUAGUUCUGUAGUGCAUUUGCUGGUUCUUAACUUGUGUUUGAUUGCCCAGGAAUUGAUUUAGCAGUUGGCUAUGGGCUAUAGAAGUGCAGAUGAUCGAUUCAUCAUGCACUUUAAAGAAGUUGCAUACUCAGAACCGUGUUUCCAGUGUGGACAGAACCCUGAGACCUAGAGUCAAAGUUUCUCCUGGACCAUGGCAUAUCUGGGGCAAGCCUAGUUAACGUGGUUGUACCUUAUAAAAGCUUCAUGUCUACAGUUGACAUGAAAUUCGCUAUAUUUAGAAAUUUUGGCUGGACAGACGUGGUUAUAGUACUGAAAAUGGUUGAGGGUUCAUCCGAGUAUUCAAAUGCAUGGUUAAUUCUUCAUCAACAUUCAACAGCCCCUAAUUCUAGAGAUGAAAAUUAUUUUUGCUUUCUGAAGUGAUAGAUUGAUUAAAGCAGUCAUCUGGAUCUUGCUUUCUAGAAUCGUCUACCUUUCACAUCCAAGCAUCCCAAAAACAUGAAAAAACAGGAUACAGAAAGAACAUAGCAAAUAUAUAGCAUCACCAGUAUAGUAGUAAACUAUGUCCUAAUGAAAUGAUGCUAUGAUUUUAUUUGCAGGUACUCAAAAGAUAUCCCAAAAAAAAAAAGUUUUCAAUAAAAAAAAGAUACCCAAAAGAAAAAAAUUAAGCAACUUUGAAAAAGGUUUCAGAACAAGUAUCUUCUCCCAUACUAGGAUAUUUUGCCAGACGUAUGAAUCGAAUCAUAUUUGUAAAGGGUUGGAGCACAAAAGAUUAAGCCACUUUGAUGUGCUCAAGGUCUGCACAUUCUAUUCAUUCUUUUGGUAUGCCUUGUAAUGUGUCAAGUUGAACUUAAUUUUUUCUGCUGCUAUUGAGUGACUGCAGACUAUCGGCUUUUGAAUGGUUGGACCCUCUGUAUAAAAGUAUGCAUUCUGCAAACUGUGUAAGAUAAUGCAUGUAUCAUUGGUAACAAUCUUGUUGCCCUGACUCCUAGAUAUAAUUGGUAUCUGAUAUAACUAUACUUCCAUUGAUCUAAUUUUCUUAAAUCAUAAUAAACUUUAUAAAGACCACAAAUAAAAGGCUGAUAAAAUGUAGCUUGGGUUUACCUUGGGGCUUGGGUUUACAUGCUUGACUUAUGUAGCUUGGCCCCUGGGACAUCUCGAAGAAUGUUCUGUCUCGAACAUGUUUACUGCAAUUGUGAUUUUUCAAUUUUAGCACUUGGAAAGAGAUACUACUAGUGUAAUUGCUGCCUUGAGGGACAUGUUGAACAAGGAGGGAGAAAAUGAAGGAUUGCAGCUAUCAAGCAUCUUUGCACUUGGCUUUUUGAAAAGUAUGAGAAAUCACCAAUUGCUGCCAAGUACUCACACUUGUUCCGGUCAAUCCUAGGAAAGAAAAGUGGCUUCAGAGAAAGGGGAUUUGUAUUUGUUUAACUGGUUUCUAGCACAGAGAGACGAAAUGCCAUCUAGCAAUCGAUACUUUUCUGAUGUAAAAUCAAUUUUGGAGAAGAGGAUUUCGAAUCUAGAAAUUGUGAAUAUGUUGUAGAUGUCUAAUUAUCUACUAAUUCCGGGACAUCAUAUUUGCAAA